AUGGGCUGUGGAACUUCUGCAAAUAGUGAAACUGUCGAUACAGAUAGUAGAAAAGAUAUCGAUGAUUUAAUGGGCAAGAAAAUACCCAAAUUUCUUAUACAACCUCAAUAUACUACUUAGGGAGUUCAGCAAUCGGAGAUGUCAGAUGGAGAGGACCAGAAAAAUGAUAUUCAAGGGGACUAUCAUAGACAAGGAAAAAAGGCGUAGAAAAAAUUUAAAGGUGGGGAUGAACAAAAUGUUCAAAUAGUGGAGAACAUUAUUAAGUUGGAUAAGACAAUAUAAAAGAGUGAUAGAUAAAUGAUAGAGAAGAGUUUCAAGAGCCAUUUUGUAUUUUUUAAUUUGACUCAAUAAGCCAUCGAUUAUCUUAUAAAAAACUUGGUGUUCUGCACAUAGAAAAGAGAUUAGUUCAUAUUUCAAUAGGGAGAUUAAGCUACAUCUUACUUCAUCGUACAGAAAGGACAAGCUGAAGUUAUCAUAAACCAAAAAUAAGUUAAAGUGAUAUCAGAAGGAGACUAUUUCGGAGAGAUUGCCUUGUUAUACAAUGCCACAAGAAGUGCUUCAAUCAAAACCAUCACUGACUGUAAUUUUUGGAUGCUCGACAGAGGAACCUUCAGGAAGGCAGUUGAAGAUAUGAUGAUAAAAGAAUAUGACGAGAACAGAAAGUUUAUAAACGAGGUUACAUUCUUUUCUUUUAUGACUCCUGAGCAAAGGGACUCAAUUGCUCAUGCCCUAAUUACAACUAAAUUUGAACCAGGAGAAACAAUUGUAAAUGAAGGAGAUUAAGCAGAUUCCUAUUAUGUAAUUAAGUCAGGCACUGUUGGAGUAUUCAAAGGGAAAAAGUAGAUUAACACUAUGGGACCAAAAGACAGUUUUGGUGAACAGGCUUUGUAUGAGAAAAGCACUAGAGGAGCAUCCGUUAGAGCAGAAAGUGAGGUCAAGUGUUUGGCAUUAGGAAGAGACAAUUUAACCAAAAUAUUGGGAGAUAAAGUUUAGUUGAUUAUCUUCAACAACAUAAUGAGAUGGAGUCUAGAAAAAAGCAGCAUUUUGAAUUAGCUAACAAAAUUACAAUAGGAAAAGAUUACCUUGAAGGCCAAGAUAUAAAAUUACAAAAAAGGAUAAGUUAUAUUUUAGAAAGAUACUAAGUGUGAAUAAUUAGUAAUAGUACUCGAAGGAACAUUACAAAGUGAUGAUGAUAAAAUAGGUAAAGGAAAUUGUUUUGGUGACUAAUUUCUGUCUCAAAACAAAAAGAAUGAUUUGUUAUCUAGUGAUUAUUUAAUGGUUACUGAUGGUGUUUUAGCAACCAUUUCCUUUAUUUAAAUGUUUAAGAUUCUUGGAGGAGAUUUUGAAACUGCAAUCUAAAAGAAAUUUGAAUCCCAUGAAGUAAAAAUUAAAAACAUUGCGAAUAGAGCAGAUGCUUCUCAUAUUCGUGUUGAGGAUCUAGUUUUCAUUAAGAAAUUAGGAUCUGGCUAAUUUGGAUGGGUUUAUCUAGUUAAACAUAAGGAUAUUGAUAGUUGUUAUGCACUGAAGAGUGUAUCUAAGGCUUCAAUUGUUGAGUAAAGUUUAGAAAGACAUGUUUUACAAGAGAAAAUGGUUUUGGAAUUAUGCAAUUUCCCAUUUGUGAUGCAAUUUGUCAGAACAUUCAAAGACGAAAUAUCUGUUUACUUCCUUGUCUAAUAUAUCAGAGGAAUGGAGCUCUUCGAUGUGAUCAGAGAAAUCGGAUUAUUGAAUAAGGAACAAACCCAGUUUUAUAUUGGAACCAUGAUCUUGUGUUUGGAAUAUCUCCACUCCAAUGGAAUUGUCUAUAGAGAUUUAAAGCCUGAGAAUAUAAUGGUUAAUUCUGACGGCAUCAUGAUUAUGAUAGAUCUGGGAACUGCAAAAUAAAUCAGUAAAGCCAAAGGAUAAAGAACUUACACCAUUAUCGGCACUCCACAUUACAUGGCCCCUGAGAUCAUUCUUGGUAAGGGUUACUCUUAUCAUGUUGAUUUGUGGAGUGUAGGCAUUUGCUGCUAUGAAUUCCUAUGUGGAGGAGUGCCAUAUGCUGAGGACAUCGAGGAUCCAUAUGAGAUAUAUGAAGAAAUCAUGAACAACCAAUUAAAGUUCCCUCAUUUCUUCAGAGAUCGAUCGGCUAAAAGAUACAUUGAACAGUUGUUGUCUAAACAACCUGAAGCUAGAUUAGGAACUUCCUAUGCUGGUUUAAAAGCCCAUGCUUGGUUUGAUGAUUUUGAUUGGGAUAAACUAUUCAGUCAUUAAUUACAACCGCCUUAUAUUCCCCCCAAAGAAAGAUUGAUUGGGGAUUUCGAGAUCGAUAAAAAGUUCUAAUAAGGCAAACUAGUUGUAUCCGAGAUAAAGACAGAAUAGCAAUAACAGAAAAUAAAAUACAGAAAGGAAUUAGCAAAAGAUCCAAAUUGGGAUAAAUCAUUUUGA
Paramecium tetraurelia is the source of this 2424-nucleotide messenger RNA. RefSeq lists its product as uncharacterized. Gene Ontology annotation, cellular component: cAMP-dependent protein kinase complex. Gene Ontology annotation, molecular function: cGMP-dependent protein kinase activity; cAMP-dependent protein kinase activity; ATP binding. Lineage: Eukaryota; Ciliophora; Oligohymenophorea; Peniculida; Parameciidae. The transcript is spliced from 7 exons. The record is from RefSeq and is a predicted model, not a curated record. Gene Ontology annotation, biological process: signal transduction; peptidyl-serine phosphorylation.